Molecule: messenger RNA, 1473 nt
Organism: Beta vulgaris subsp. vulgaris (sugar beet)
Lineage: Eukaryota; Viridiplantae; Streptophyta; Magnoliopsida; Caryophyllales; Amaranthaceae
Product: pentatricopeptide repeat-containing protein At2g15980
Exons: 1
Coding region: 1-1473 (490 amino acids)
Molecular function (GO): protein binding
Source: RefSeq, a predicted model, not a curated record
AUGUCAACUCCAAUCCUCAGGCGCGUAUUCACCUCACGCGCCACCACCAUCACUACCACCACCACCUCAUUCUCCUCCACUUCCACCUCAUCCCACUCUCUCUCCUCUCCAACUUCCGACACUUCCGCCGUAUCAACCGCCGUAUCAGUGCUAACCCACCACCGCUCUAAAUCUCGUUGGUCUACUCUUCUCUCUCUCUUCCCUCAUGGUUUCACCUCUCCUCAAAUUUCCCAAAUUCUCCUCGAAAUUCGCAAUAAUCCCCAUCUUGCCCUCCACUACUUCCUCUUCACCACCCGCCAUCAUUCUCUCUCCUCUAUCAACUCUUACGCCACCAUAAUCCAUAUUUUAGCUCGUGCCCGCCUCAAAUCUCGUGCUAAAUCCCUAAUUAAGUCGGCCAUUAAGGAAUUUGAGUUGAUGGGUGUUGAUGAUUUGGGGGGGUUUUCUGGUAAAAAGUGUAAACUUUUUAGGGCAUUGGUGGAAAAUUACAGGGUAUGUGAUUCUGCACCCUUUGUGUUUGAUUUGUUGAUUAAAGCACUUUUAGAGAUGAAUAAAUUAGACCCGUGUGUUGAUAUUCUUAGAAUGUUGCAAUCUCGUGGGAUUUACCUUAAUGUUGGUACUUAUACUGAGUUGAUUUCAACUGCUUUGAAAAAUAAAGGGUGUUUCUUUGGAUAUGAUUUAUUUAGAGAGGUGUAUGGGUGUGAUGAUAGUAAGGGAAGACAAGGUGUUGCCUGCAAAUUAGUGCCGAAUGUGCAUACAUUCAAUGACUUGAUGCUUUCGUUUCAUCGAAACGGGCUGCUUGAUAUGGUGGAGGAGGUUUGGAUUCAGAUGGUUAAGUUGAAUUGUACAGGAAACUCUUAUAGUUAUAGCAUUUUGAUGGCGGCGUAUGUUGAGGAAGGUGAUAUGGAGAAAGCUGAAAAAGUGUGGGAAGAGUUGAGAGUGAAGGGGUUAAAUCCUGAUGUUGUUGGUUAUAAUACAUUGAUUGGUGGGUAUUGUAGGACAGGUGAGGUUGUGAAGGGAGAGGAGCUUUAUAGAGAGAUGGCAUUUCGUGGCGUGGAUGGUACUUGUGUUACUUAUGAACAUCUUAUACAUGGGUAUUGUUUAGCUGGUGAUGCUGAUUCUGCAAUGCUGUUGUAUACUGAUAUGCGUAGGAAGGGGUUUAAACCGGAUAGUGUAACUAUUGAUACAUUGGUUAGAGUUCUUUGUUGUGAGAGAUCAGUCUCAGAAGCUUUAGAAUUUUUCAGGGUUGCCAUGGAAAAUGCUGAUUUUGUCGCAAAAGAGUCAAGCUAUGAGUUACUGAUAAAGGGUCUGUGUGAUGAAGGAAAGACAGAAGAAGCAUUGAAGCUUCAAGCACAAAUGGCAGGGAAGGGGUUUAAACCUAGUUCAUGUGUAUAUGGUGCUUUCAUUGAUGGUUAUAUGAAGAUAGGAAAGGUAGAGGUAGCAGAAAAUCUGAGGAAGGAAAUGUUGCUAAUUUAA